CAGGAGGCCGUCUUAGUUAAUGGGAUACCACGGAUACCAGAAAUGAAGCAGCCGGAUCCAGCACAGCAAAAACUACAUUACAGAAUUGACGACGGCUCCUCGUUCAUAUACUACCCGUCUGGUCGUACGGCUGUUUGCCAGAGCCACUCAGCUCUGCCCUGUGGAGGCUUCUAUACCAACGUGUUCAGUGACAGCGACUGUCCCGUCAUCCUGGCUACUAUCACUGCCUUUGGGCACGGGGCUGUUACACACCCUCAUAACUCCUCUUUAGGAGCAGUGUGGGACCAGGAUGGUGGAUUCAUGAAUGACCACUAUGGGAGGAAAAGUAAGGAGUGGAGCUGGCAGACUGACUGUGCACUGAAGGAGAAGGUCCUUAUACAGGUAUCAGAUCUGAUCAGUGUGAGGCUGCUCAGUGGUACAUCUGCUACUCUCAACUUCAGGUGCAAUGAUGAGAGUGUUCAACUUCCUCUUCCUGUCCUGUCCAACAUCAACCAACCGAAGGAAAUGCUCUGCUUGCAGACUGAUGGAAAGUUUACCUCUAAUUUUGCACAAGACCUGCUGCUGGCGAGGAAAACAAAAUCCCCUGUUGUGGUCCUGGAGAACAAGAGGACCCUGACUCCUGUAAAACACUUUUUAUGCCAGUGUGAUGUUUGA
Paralichthys olivaceus (Japanese flounder) is the source of this 654-nucleotide messenger RNA. NCBI's taxonomy places the organism in Eukaryota, Metazoa, Chordata, Actinopteri, Pleuronectiformes, Paralichthyidae. The record is from RefSeq and is a predicted model, not a curated record.